AUGCCGAGAGCAGAUGUUGAAACCCAGGAAUUCAGACGGUCGCGCUCAACUCAGCUUCUCGCUUUCGCCAUAACAGUGGGUCAUCCCGUCCGCUCCGACCAACUGCUAUCUACGAUGCCCCCCUGGUCCUGGCCUGGACAUGGCUGCCACGCGAACGGCCGAGUUCAACCGUCGACUGUCCAUUCAUUCCUUCUGGACCUCGUCGCUACAUCUUUUCUUUAUCGUCGUCAUCGUCAUCCUCCUCCUCCUCCUCCUCCUCCUCCUCCUCCUCCUCCUCCUCCUCCUCCUCGUCGCGUACCUAGUUGUAAUUCCAUCGCCAGCAGCGGUCCGGAGGAGAUGCGAGUCCUAUAUCUGCUGUCCCUCCUGGUGGCGUGUCUGGGGAGUGAAGGGUUGGUCAAAGGACUUCUGUUCGAUAGGGAUGGUGUAGUUGCGGCGCCCAAUUGCUCUGUCAGUCGUCUUGUUCUUCCCUCGUUCCUCUCUCCCGCAGCCGACGCGUCAAGCAGAGAGCUCCCGCUAAACGUGUCUCGUCCCCAGGUGCCUUGCCUCACGACUCUGAUACCCAAAUACUGCAACUCGGCGGCGAACACCACCUGCGUCUGCGCGAAUACCGAGCUGCGCGCAUCCGUGCUGUCGUGCUCCUACGCCGCGUGCGAUACCUUCCCCGAACUGUUCCAGCUCCAGAAAUAUGCCGCCGUCUCCUGCGGCAUCACGAGCGACAAGUCGCGCCUGAUGGAUGUGCUGAGGGCCAGCUGUAUCGUGCCGGCCCUGACGCUGCUGUUCCUCCUGGGGCGUGUGACGGCGCGGAUCCGCCUCGCCGUCGGGCUGGGGGCGGACGACUGGAUGAUCCUCGCAGCGGCAGCCGCCUAUUACAUCGAUAUGGCAAUCUCUCUGGGGCUGGUCGGGGAGGGCUUUGGACAGAACCAGUACUGGCUGGAAGGAAGUCAGAUUGUCAACGGCUUGAAGCACUUAUACGCGGCCACGAUCUUCUACAUGAUUGCCAUCACCCUCACCAAGAUGGCGCUUCUUCUCUUCUUCCUCCGCAUCUUCCCCGACCGGAAGUUGCGCCGGGCCAUCUACAUGGUUGGGCUGCUCAUCGUGCUGUCGAACUUCUCCAUUCUGGUCGCCCUGAUCUUCCAAUGCAUUCCCAUCAGCGGCUUCUGGACCAACUGGAGGUAUAAAGAGAGGCCGGUCAAGUGCAUUUCCCAAUACCCCUGCCUCGAAGCCGCGGCCGUCUUCGCCAUCAUCCAUAGCUUCCUGAUCAUCGCGUUGCCCAUCCCCACAGUCUGGAAGCUCAACCUCGUGUGGCAAAAGAAGGCCAAUCUAAUGAUAAUGUUCUGCGUCGGCUCCCUAGCCUUGGUAUGCAGUUUCAUGCGUCUGCCUUCACUAAUCAAAAUGUCCACAUCAAAAGACUUGUCUUGGGACUCGGCACCCCUCGUCGUGUACUCACAUCUCGAGCAGAGCAUCGGCAUCAUCUGCGCCUGCCUGCCCGCCUGCCGGUCGCUGCUCGAGUACUACUUCCCCUCGCUCAAGAUGCACUUUGGCGAGUCGGAAGGCACGCGCGUCCGCACCCACUGCAUGGAGGCCCACACGUACCACCACCAGACCCCGCCGAAGGGCUACCACGAGAAGUCGGACCGCUCCUCAUCCUCGCGCUGCAGCUUCGUGGAGAUGAAGGACCGGUGCGGCGCCUCGUCCCAGUCCUCCAGCAGCUGCCCGUCGGCGGGGAAGGUGAUGGUCAGCGUCGAGGCGGGGGGUGCGGCGCCCAACGAGGACAUCCGAAAGGUCCUGGCGCGAGGGAGCGACGGCAUCUACAUGACGCGGAGCGUGGAGAUGAGCAGUGCCGUGGCGGUGCACGUGGGCGAUAUGCAGAAGUAA
This is a messenger RNA of Drepanopeziza brunnea f. sp. 'multigermtubi' MB_m1, 1875 nucleotides long. The record is from RefSeq and is a predicted model, not a curated record. Lineage: Eukaryota; Fungi; Ascomycota; Leotiomycetes; Helotiales; Drepanopezizaceae.